Hemibagrus wyckioides is the source of this 7701-nucleotide messenger RNA. It is a transcript of the gene atad2b, whose product is annotated as ATPase family AAA domain containing 2B. Gene Ontology annotation, molecular function: histone binding; ATP hydrolysis activity; chromatin binding. Gene Ontology annotation, biological process: positive regulation of transcription by RNA polymerase II. The transcript is spliced from 28 exons. The record is from RefSeq and is a predicted model, not a curated record. Lineage: Eukaryota; Metazoa; Chordata; Actinopteri; Siluriformes; Bagridae. Gene Ontology annotation, cellular component: nucleus. Bases 956 to 4975 code for a protein of 1339 amino acids.
AUCAGCCCUGGUAGCCCUCGCUUGUCCCCUCCACCUAAGCGAAAACGCAGACACACGACGCCUAGCUCCAGUGACACUUCCCCAAGUCCCCAGAGUAAAGCUCAGAGAGUGACAUGGAGCACAUCCAAACACUGUACCAGGUUUUACGUCUGAUGCCCUUCCUGACACAACCCUUCCAUUUUAUCCGGGCUUGGGACCGGCACUGAGAGUUAACUCUGUAGUGGCUGGGUUAGCUCCCUCCCCAGGAAUCGAACUCGAGAGCAUGGGAUCCUGCCGCUGGACCACCAGGAGGCUUUUGGUUUUACAAGCUUGAGACUAUUGUGGAUCUAUUUAAUUUGUUAACCAAUCAUACUGUCUUUAUACUAUUGACCUCUGGAACAUGUUUUAUUAUCUGAAUUAAUACCUCAGAAGCUCAUAUAGUAUCUAUGGGUUUAAUUUCAUCGGAGUGCCCAGGCUUAUUCUAAUGUAAAAGUCAUAUCUGGAGGAGCAACUGUAAUGGUUACUGGAUUUAAUAACCAUUAUUUCAAUAACCAUUCAAUUAAUUUCUAAGGUAGCAGCUUGGGCACAGGGACUUGUAUUGUGGAUGAUAUACAUUACUGAAGUUUUAAAGGGUCAUACGAUUGAUAUUAUCGAAAAACAUUAUCAUUGAUAUGGUGAAGUAAGGAGGGGUGUCAUUUAACAUAUAACACAACACAGCACCUUUUUUUUAUCUCCUAAUUCACUAAAACAUAAAUGAGUGGAAACUUACAGUAACAACAGUUAACUGAUUGAAAGAAACCUGUUUAUGUAUCAGAUAACAGUUUCAGAUUGUUAAAAAUAAUUGAAGCACUAAUACCUACAAUGAUAGUGGAAUAUCAGCAACUUGUACACAAAUUUGUUCACCCCAAACACAGACAGCUGAUUAUUAAAUUAUUGUAGUAUUUCACAGUUUAAAUUGCAUGAAUAUGGUUUGUUGAUGUGUUUCAGGUUAUCCACCGGUGCUUUGCAAAAUGGGCACGGCCGAAGAACCCUGCGGGUAGAUGACAGCACAGAUGGGGAUGAUGCUCGCUUGAAUGGCCAUGUUGAGCUGAAGAGGAGCUGUCGCUCUAGGAAGAGCCGCUUUCAGCACCUCAACCAGAGCCUGCUGUUUGACCAACUGGUCAACAGCACGGCAGAGGCGGUGCUUCAGGAGAUGGACAACAUCAGCAACAUACGACAAAAUCGGGAAGUGGAGCGGCUCCGGAUGUGGACAGACACAGAACUGGAAAACAUGGACAUGUAUUCACGUGUGAAAAGGCGGAAAUCGAUGAGGAGGAAUACAUUUGCAAUGCAGACACACCAUAAAGUCAUCAGCAAAUCUGAAGCUCCAGAAGAAGAGGGAAGGGAGGAAGAAGAAACUGAUGAAUCCCACGAGGAAGGAGAUGACGAUGAAAGGGAAGAUGAUGAAGAUGAUGAAGGAGAUGAAGCAGAGGAAGUAGGAGAGGAGAAUGAUAGACCUUACAACCUCAGGCAGCGUAAAACUGUGCAGCGUUAUGAGGCACCACCCAUUGUGCCAGUGAACAGAAAACAAAGCAAGAACACAGUGUUUGACACACACAGAUCCCCUGCAAGGAGAAGCCAUAUCAGAAUAAAGAAGCAUGCCAUCCACAGUAGUGAUACAACGUCUUCAUCGGAUGAGGAACGUUUUGAACGUAGAAAAAGUAAAAGUAUGACACGUGCUCGGAACAGGUGUCUACCUAUGAAUUUGCGAGCAGAAGACCUGGCCAGUGGUGUGCUUCGCGAUCGGGUGAAAGUUGGUGCUAGUCUAGCUGAUGUGGACCCCAUGAAUCUGGAUACCUCUGUGAAAUUUGACAGUGUAGGAGGGCUUACUUCUCACAUUAAGUCUCUCAAGGAGAUGGUGGUCUUUCCUCUUCUCUACCCUGAAGUGUUUGAGAAGUUUAAGAUCCAGCCUCCAAGGGGUUGCCUGUUCUAUGGGCCUCCAGGGACAGGGAAGACUUUGGUGGCUCGGGCGCUGGCUAACGAGUGCAGUCAGGGUGACAAGAAAGUUUCCUUUUUUAUGCGAAAGGGAGCUGACUGCCUCAGCAAAUGGGUGGGAGAAUCAGAACGACAGCUCCGCCUUCUCUUUGACCAGGCAUACCUCAUGAGACCAUCUAUCAUCUUUUUUGAUGAGAUUGAUGGCCUUGCACCUGUUCGUUCUAGCAGGCAGGAUCAGAUUCACAGCUCCAUAGUUUCCACAUUACUGGCUUUAAUGGAUGGUUUGGACAGUCGAGGGGAGAUAGUGGUCAUUGGUGCUACAAACAGACUUGACUCUAUCGACCCUGCACUCAGGAGGCCUGGUCGAUUUGACCGGGAAUUUCUGUUCAACCUGCCAGAUAAACAGGCUCGAAAGCACAUUUUAGAAAUUCACACCAGGGAUUGGAACCCAAAGCUGUCAGAUUCCUUUAUGGAUGAGUUGGCAGAAAAAUGUGUCGGUUACUGUGGUGCCGACAUCAAAGCACUUUGCACUGAGGCUUCACUGGCGGCAUUGCGGCGGCGCUAUCCUCAAAUAUACAGCAGCAGCCAGCGAUACAAACUGGACGUGGGCUCUAUCGUGUUGGGGCCGCAGGACUUUGGCCAUGCUCUGCGCUCUAUUGUUCCAGCUGCUCAGAGAGCUCUCGCACCACCAGGCCGGGCUUUGUCCUGCACACUGCAGCCUCUGCUGGAGAGAUCACUGACCCACACACUCCACUGCCUGUUCCGAGUCUUCCCCCAUGCAGAUCUCCCACACAGGGAACAAACACAUGACUCUGACAAUCAGCUGCUGGAGGAGGACUCUUAUAGCGAGGGUGAAGAUGGAGCUGGUGCUCAGUCCAUUUACGAUGUACAGCCAGGAUCCCCAAAGAUAUCACACUCCUCCAUAGUACACAAACCCUUCCUUCAUUUUACUACGUCUGCCUAUCAGCAGCCAACCUCAUACCGACCACGGCUUUUGCUAACAGGACCUCAGGGUUCGGGUCAGAGCACACACCUGGCCCCUGCUCUGCUGUAUCACCUCAACAAGUUCACUGUGCACCGCCUCGACCUGCCCACUCUCUACUCUGUCAGUGCCAAGACCCCGGAGGAGUCCUGCGCUCAGGUGUUUCGAGAAGCACAGCGGAGUUUGCCAAGUGUGAUCUACAUGCCACAUGUCAGUGAUUGGUGGGAGGCCAUAAGUGACACGGUGAAAAGUACGUUCCUCACACUGCUGCAGGAUGUUCCCUCCUUCACUCCACUCCUCAUCCUCGCAACGGCUGAGAUUAGCUACCAGCAGCUUCCUGAAGAGGUAAAAUGCAUCUUCAAUCGCUCCUACGGUGAGGUGGUGUGUUUAACUUCACCUGGAGAGGAGGACCGCAGAAAGUUCUUCAGUGAUCUCAUACUGGUGCAAGCAGCCAGGCCACCGCUCCGCCCGAGAAAAAAAGAGUGUGAUCUCGAGGUGCUUCCUCUGGUGGAAGACCCUGGCCCUCGGCAGCUCUCUCCAGAGGAGCAGAAGCGACUUGAGGAGCAGGAGGAGAACACCCUGCGCGAGCUCCGCCUCUUUCUCAGGGACGUCACCAGGCGGCUGGCCACCGACAAGCGCUUCCACAUCUUUAGCAAGCCUGUAGAUAUCGAGGAGGUAUCAGAUUAUCUUGAGGUCAUCAGAGAGCCUAUGGACUUGUCCACUAUCAUGACAAAGAUUGACACUCACAAGUACACAAUCGCAAAAGACUUUCUGAAGGACAUUGACCUCAUCUGCAGUAAUGCGUUGGAGUACAAUCCAGACAAAGAUCCAGGAGAUAAGAUUAUUCGGCAUAGGGCUUGCAGUCUCAAGGACGCGGCCCAUGCAAUGAUUGCCUCCGAGCUGGACCCAGAGUUCGAUCGCACGUGUGAGGAGAUUAAAGAGUCUCGAAGGAAAAGAGAGUUCCAGAUGCCACAACAGCUAGCUGCCACUCCAACAUCUGUAUCAGGCAGGAGGCCGGUCGGUGGAGACGAGGCCACUGGCAGCACUUCUCAGACAGAUGUGGUGGAAAAGCAACACAACACUGGUGGAACAGAAGUAGCACAGAUACUGGUGAGAUGCAUUACCUCUGGGCAUGCUAAUGUACGCCUCGCUGCAGGAGGUAGCAUAAAGCGCAAGGCUCGCCGCCGGUCGAUUUGGGAGAGGGGCAUCAUCAGGAAGAAGAAGAGCAGCAAGAAGGAAGAAGUAGAAGAUGACGAUGAGCCAGAGGAAGAGGAAGGUGUUGAUGACUCAACCGUUGCUGGCCAGGGUAAUGGCAGUCCAGCUCAGGACGAAUCCUCCUCUGACGCCAUGGAACCACAGACGGAUAAACCGCUUCCCCAACCCAAUGGAUAUGCUCUGAGCACUGAAGAGGAGAACUCCAGUGAAGCCACCACAACUCAAGAUCCCCAAGGCCAAGAUAAGGCCAAUACAUCUACCUUUAAGAGCCCUCCUUCUGGAGAGGAGAAAGAGGCAUCAGUGCACCCAGAGCCCCAAGAGUGUGUAAAUGGAGACGAGUCAAUGGACAGUAUAGACAGUGAAGCCAAUGAAACUGAAUCAGGGAGUAGUAAAAAGGAGGUCACAGCUUCUUUCACAGGUGGGGAACAGGCUGGAUUGGAAGAAGUGUCACAAGAAUGCAAGGCAAAUGAUUGCACACCAGUAGCAGAUGGAGCUGCUAGUGAUGCAGUUCAUGAAAAAGAAGGUGCCAUGAAAGAGAAGGCAUGUGGAAGAAGCCAGUCCGAACAGCAGAAAGAAGUUCUAGCAGAGAGGCCAGAGGACCCCCCUCAGCCUCCUCCUCCACCUGCUUUAGUUGUAGACCAUCAGCGACUCAAGGCCCUGCUAGAUCAAGUUGUGAUGAAGAGUAAGGGUUACAGUGUAGAUCAACUGGAAAGACUUUUCUCAGUGCUCAGCCAGUGUAUUUAUCAAUACCGCAGGGAUUACGACAAGACCUGCCUAAUCGAGGAGAUGGAAAGGCAAGUGCAGCAUUUCAAUACAUUCCUGUAAUGAAAAACAAGGCGAUCAUAAUCAGAGACUCCUGUGAUGCGAAAGGAGACCAACGUCAAGAACCAAGCUGCUACAGCGAGCCGAGCAGGUUUGGUAUGAAAUAGCAAAGGAGUUAAAGGAGACUUGCAAAGACUUUCAGUGGCAACCUUGGUGCUAUCGUCUCAGGUACCUGGACAGAACUAGUCUACAGAACCAAACACAAGUCAAGACUCGUAUAGGUUUCACAAAUAUAUAUGCCAAUUUCUAAUGGGCGUUCUUGGUGCUAUUAGGUGCUAUUGUUUAUCCAUUUGCUGCUCGUUGAGUUUCUUUUAAAAUAAAAAAAGUGAGAAAAAGGGGAAAAAAAAAUAAUCAUCAUCAUAUUUAAAGGAAAAAAAAAAACAGAGAUUGUGUGAUGUCACUUAAACCCCUUGGUCUCAUUUGUCAGGAAGAGACGGCACACACCACCACACAGGCACAGAUUCUCACCAGCAGUAGUAAAACCCCACAUGAAUGCGGUGUAAUGCCAUGAGGUCAUGCCAGUUUGUUAUUGACUGUGGAAACGAAUUACAUCCGUCUCCCUCUAUGAACACCCUCUUACUGCAUUGUGUGACCUUCAACCAGUAGGCAUUUAAAUGUAAGCAGUGUGUGACUGCAGUGAUGCUCCCUGCCCGUUUUUCUAACAGAAUUGCAGCAUUUUCUACCUGAUGAUUCUGCUGAAGCUCUCAAGCACCAUCGUAUAAAAUCCCCCAGAAUUGAUAGCUACUUUUACACCACGAUGCAGUAAACCCAUUUGAUUUUCUUUCUUAUGUAAAUUUUAAUAUAACUGGUAAGAUAGUAGAUCAGGGAAGUUUCCCAAAAGACUCUUAAAAGUUGAUCUCUUCCUGGACAAUGAGGUUUUUACAAUUUGGUAUUGUCAUGGCCAUGUGUAUUUCUGUCUUUUGGGGAAAAAGAUGGCUUUUGUCAACCCUUUUCACUUUAAGACUGUAUAACAAAUUACUAAUUGAAUCGUUUUUUUUUUCCUUUUAUUAUUAUUAUUUUUUUUUAUUUAUUUUCUCCCCUAACCAGUCAGUACGCCCACCCGAUUUUUUUUUUACCCUCCAGACAGUUGUUCUGACACCAGUUGGUUACGCCAUGACCUUAAGUUGUAAUUUUUUUUUUUGUAUCAUUUACUUUAUUACCUCUUAGUUUGAGUUAUAUGAAUGCUAAGAUUGUUUGCAUUAAUUAAUGAAUGAUGAACAAGGCAAUUUUUAGCCAGCGUGGUUUGUUCAGUAUAUGGAGCAUUAUUAUUGUGUUAAUUUUUUUUUUGUUGUUGUUUAUGGUAUUUUGGAUUUCAUUUUUUUCAUUUUUGUAUGAUUUAGUUGUAUUAUGUAAAUCUUUGGUAGCUACUUAUUCUUUUAGUAGCUAGGUUCUAGUUGGGUUUUUUGGCCUAGUAUGUUUAAAUGCCUGGGCCUUUUCUCUGAAAGAAUUGAACUGCUUCUUUCUUCAGUUUGCAGACAAAUGUUUCUGAAGUUAUAACUCAUCUCAAGUUUCUAUAAAGCUGAGUAUACUUACAAACCAUUGCAAACAUGCAAAAUGAGAAAUUAGCUCUGGACUACUGCAGCGAGAUGGAGAACCCUGGCUACCUCAGUUAAUAAAAAAGAAUUAUUUAAAACAACAUGUUUAUCAAAGACGUACAGUAUUUGUCAACAUCUAUAACAUCGCUGCACAUCGUACCGUUUGAAAGCCCAGGUACUGAGCAACACGUCCUGUGGCUGUCGCAGUAAUCCAUCCUUUUGCUUGGUCUUUGGUUCAUAACUUUUUUUUGUUUGUUGUUCUUGGGUUUUGCAGAUGAGCCAACACAAAAACAGCACAUUUAAUUUCACGAUUUUGUAUUUUAUAUAUAUAUAUAUAUUUUUUUUUUUUGUCUCCUGUCCUAUGGACCUUGGUGAUGGCAGCCAUAUUGUUUGUCCACUUCACUACAGUUUCUAUUCAUGUCUUGUCGUAAUAGCAGCUCUCUCUUUUUUUUUUUUUUUUAAAGCUAUUUAUCUCCCACUGUACUUGUUUAUUUAUUAACAUAAGUAUUUGGUGUGUUUGACUGUCUGUUCAUAUUUUUUGUACACCAUUGAUUAAAAGGGGGCAAAUUGGAAAUUUGUUACAGUUUUUGAAGUUGGAGCCAUGUCAUGAUGUAGCACAUUUUUGUAGCAGGGUUGCGUAAGUGGAGAGGUUUACUGGUCUCAGGUCUCUGCUACAUUCAUGAUCUAUUUAUUCCAUUAUGAUGGUGGUGGUGCUUUUUAGGCCUUGUGGUAAAGGGACUGUCAUACAACUAAUGUUAUUACACCUUUUACCCUGGAUCUCCUGCUUGUUCUGUGUAAUUCUGUAGGUACUACUGUGAUGCUGACCACAGGGUCUGAGAUCCUGACGUUUUAGUCUAUUUCACAAAUUCUGUAAGGAUCGAAAGAAUUGGAGGACAAACAAAAAUAGUUGUUGGUUCACGUUUUGUCUUUUCAGUAUUUAUGGUGUGAUACUGUACUCGUCCUAAACUGGGUCAACAAAUGUAUACAUGAUUUAAUAGAUGGAUUUUAAGAAACACUUCAAGAAUUGACAUGAAAUGUGAAUUAAAUUUACAGAAAGCCAGCAGUGAUAGAGAUUUGGACAUAGUACAGAAGGGAAAAAAAAUCACCUCACCCCACUUUUUCCUCUUGGUUUGGCCUGUGCUUGAUAUUGCAGACUGUCAUUCUGAUGCAUACAGUUUUUUUUUUUUUUUUUUU